Molecule: messenger RNA, 4009 nt
Organism: Chara braunii
Lineage: Eukaryota; Viridiplantae; Streptophyta; Charophyceae; Charales; Characeae
Source: the annotation of a GenBank genome assembly
GUUGUUUGGGUUGAUGUAGACAUGACGUGUACCUGAUCUGAGCUUCUCUAAGAGUUCUCUCUGUGUACAUGCUGGGGUUCUUGUCCGUGCAGGUCUCUGUCUCGAUGACGAGGGCAACCAGUGGUUCCGUGACCGUCUCUCCUCCGCCUCCUCCUCGCCAUGUUGCUGAUUAUCUCAACAGCAAGUUCUGGACUGCGCAGGAUCUAUCUUCUGGGCUUCUUGCCCUUGAGAAUCUGGUCAGAUGUCGGGUAGAUCUUUGCGAUCAGAGUGUAGAGCUUCACGUCUCCCUCGCAGCCCAGGUUGCCAAAUGGGCGGGUGCAAGCCAGAAGUCGAUACAGGCGCUGAGAGAGAAGCUGAGGCUGAGGUCGCACGCAAGUGGGGUGGUAAAUCCCCCUCCCCCUCCUCCUCCCAGUACCUUGCCGCCGGUUAAGGAGAGUUCACGGGAUCGGAAGCUCAAGGUCAGAUCCUCGGCUGCUGGCGAUGGAGGGCUGGGCAGGGAACAUGGUGGUGGAUCUGAAUCUGUUCCUGUUGUCGGGCAAAGGGGUGGGAGGGGUGGGAGCAACUCCAACUCACUGGAUCUGGAUGUGAGCUCUCUGGCGGAUCGGCUGUUAAGAGGCGGAGAUGCUGAACCGUCCGGCGAAUGUGAGGAUGGAAGGAUUGGUCAUGGUAAUAAGAGUGGAAGCGAAAAUGCGGUGGAGGUUGUGCUUGACUCACUGGCAAGAACAGCCAGUGGUGUGGAGACAAUGGAGAGACUUUGUGUUUGCAUUGAGCAGGUGCUUGACCUUGAGCGUCUGGUGGGUGAUGCCGAGGAUGCUAUUGGGGAAGCAACGGGCUCACUGUCCCCUGUGCUUGGCGGAGGCGGCGGUGGCGGCCGUGGAGAUCGGUUUGGGCUGCUGAUGUCGUGCAUGGAGGCCGUGAAGUCUGCAUCUUUGGUGGAGUUCGGGAUGGGAAUGCAGCAUACGCGGAGGGCCUCGGGGAUGUGGACUCAGUUGACUGCAGCCGUAGAUGCCAGAUCUGAUCGGCUUGAUCGUGUGGCGCAUGCGCUUCGACCGGCACUCACUUUGGACUACAAGCAGUGCAUUUGCGAGGCGGGAUGGCCGCCGCCUCUCGUUAGCAGUAGCGUUGACGGUCAGCGGGUGCGCACAGCUGGUGGUGGCAAUGGGCUGGUGGAAAGGGACAGUCAUGCGCAUGCAGUUCCCCGGUCCUCGCUGUCUGGGCAGCCAUCGCCAAACCCUCUCUUACUGGCCAGCAACGCUUUGAAAGAGAAGUUUAAGCGAUGUUUUGUGGCACUGACGCAGCUGCAGCUUCUGCAACAUGAGCGAGAACGGAGGGCACGGAUGCGAUGGGGAAUUGGCGAUGGCAAAGGCGAUGAUGCAUCGGGUGCUGCGAGGCUCACAUCGCCGAAAGUUACAGAUGGCAUCCAGAAAUAUGAUGCGGCGGGCAUAAAUAUGAUGACGGGGGAAGAAAAGAUUGGUGUGAAUGGCUAUUUUUGGCACAGCAGUUGGCGGGCGUCAACGUACCUCUGGGCAAUGGACGCGCUGGUUGAACCGAUCGCUGAAAGGGCUAAGUACCAUUUUACGAAAUGGGUGGACAAGCCUGAGCUCGUGUUUGCUCUGAUUUGCAAGGUGGUGGGAGAGCAUACCGAUGCGCUGGAGACAGAGAUACAGCCGUUGCUUGACGCGCCGGAUGUGCAUGGAAUUACAAAGAUGAUUCGCGUGACUCUCGGUGCCAGGGAGGAGUGGGUGAAGUCGGUGGUGGAACAAAUGGCUGCUGAACAUCUGAGAUCACAGGUGCUGCCAAAGUUGGCGGUGAAGGUGCGCGAGGAGGGACCAUGCGGGACCGGGGCUGCGUUAUGGCUGCACAUGGUUGAUGAAGCACUGAUGUUUGACAUGACCAUGGGUGAAGUCGCAGCGGGGAGGAGUCUGAAAGCGGGCGGUCGAGGCGCCGCUCGAGGGGCAGCAGCUAAAGCCAAGCAGAGGCAAGGUAUGGAGGCAUGGAAAAUGUUGGAAGGCCAAUUUGCCGGAUGCUUGAAGGUUUUCGAGGAGCGACCGGAUUGGCUGGCUGUGUGGGCAAUGGUUGAGCUAGAAGACUUGCAAAAGAAGAUUGACAUGGCGGUGAAGGCAGAUGGUGCAUGGGAGAUCAACCUGCUGGACAAAAUGGGAGCAAGUAGGAGGAGGGGUAGUGGGGAUGGUCACGGCAUGGCUCUUGGGCACCGUGGCGGUGAUGUCGAUCUAUCGUUGGCCUCCGAGUACCAACCACCUCAGUGUGUCGAUGGAAUCCUCAUGUUGCUGAGGGUUGCCACUGACAGAUGCAAGGGUCUGCCAGCAGGCAGAGGACGUCUCGCAUUUGUGCGCGCUGUCACUGCUGCUGGGGUAAGGGAGUUCGCGGAAGUAAUGAGGCGUCAAUGCGAGGAGGUGGAGGCGUGCACUUCUCUCUCUGGAGAGCAGAACCUAGCAAGUGUUGGUGUCCGCCUGAAUGCUGCACGGUAUGUGGAAAAUGCGUUGCAAGAAUGGGGUGACGAGAUGUUCUUCCUCGAGCUGCGACUGUGGGACGCCUUCACAGGAAACCGACGGAGGCAUGAUGGGGCCAAGGCGAGGGGGAAGGAGAUCGACAACAUCCAAGGUACAGUGUUUGACGGCGAGAUCGAUUACCUUGGGCAGUUCCGUUCAGAAUGGACGGCAAAGAUCAUCUCCGCGGUCAUCCGCGGGUUCCGGACAAGGUGUGCCGACUAUGUCCGAGCAAAGAGACGGUGGUCUUUGGAUAAUGUCGUUACUACUAGUAGUGCUGUCAGUGAGAUGCCAUCGUCAGGGUCAUCGCCCGCAUCUAGGACGGCGAAUCGAACGCCGGGAAUGGGGCCAAGCACAUCAGAGGAGGACUCGGGAGGUGAUUCGCUUUCGCCGCGUCAGGCAGCAGCUGAGAUGGGAGCGUAUUGGCAGGAGAUGGGUGGGAGAACCAUGCAAAAUAAUGUCACAAGUGCAGGCUACUUUCCCAAGUUUCAGGAUGGGCUAGACGUGUCACCCGCACUGUGUGACGCCCUGUUUUCGCUUCGCGCACAGUUGUCGGAGCUGAGACGAACGCUUGAUAACGCUGUGUUCGCGGAUGUCUGGAGGCGAGUGGCUGCGUCGUUGGACACAUGCUUCUUGGAGGAUGUUGUUCUUGGUGGUGGCAAGUUCUCUCAAGCGGGUGCGCAACAACUUGUUGCGGAUGUGGCUGCUGUUUUCUCUGUGUUCAGAGGGUACUGCAACCGGCCUGGGGCCUUCUUGAAGGGGUUGAGGGACGCGUGCGUGCUGUUGACGUUGGAUGCCUCGGAGGUCUCCACCCUAAAGCUGAUGUUGAUGGUAUCCGGUACAGAAAUCAAAGGGAGGGGGAGUGUGAAUAAUGAUGGUCGGAAUGCAGUCGUAGGUGGGCAAAAAGAACAGGAACGGCAGAUUGGUAUGAUCCUACGGCAAAACGGAGUCCUCAAGCUUAGCCCCGCCGUUGUCGAAAGAAUAUUAAAUCAACGACUGAUUGAUAAAAGGAUCUGAAUUAAUUAUAUAAAAAAAAAAAACGCUCUGAUCCUUCUUCGGAUUAUUUACAGUUGUGGUUCUUUGUUUCGGGAAUUCUCUAAGAUUUAAAAACAUUGUUUUUUUUUUUUUGUUGAUGGAUCCUAUCAGUUCCUGUAUACUGACCUGUUUUCUCUCUGACAUGAAUGUUAGCUUUUGAAUGUAAUUGGCACCCGGCACACCCUUCUGAUGUUAACCCCUUUCGCCUGGGCUCUUGCUCAUGCUCUUCCACCUCCAAUUGCUCCCACGGAUCCCCUACUUUGGUGGCUAAAUGUAGUAUGGCAGGAGAUAUCAACAGCAGUUGCAGUUUACUGAAGAGAAACUCGCUUUCAAAUCAGGAGCUGUCUGGGGUCGCUUGCAGUCAUGCAGUGGCCAUAUUAUGUUCUUCUGGUGGAGAUCGGUGAGUGCGGUCAUGUAAUGGUCAUACUUUAUUCUUUUGGCGGAGUUCAGCGAAAUUCUAUUUUAGA